AUGCCGAAUUCAUGGCGGCAAUGGCGAAUCUCGCUAAUACCAUGGAAGCUAAUGCUGUUGCGACUCUGCAAGCUGUGUAGAGAUUGGGCCAACCGGCCAGGAAUGAAAGUGGCAAUGGGAAUGGCGAAGGGAUUGCCAAUGAUAAUGCUAAGGCUAGCGGGAGAAGCCCAGCCCUGGUGGCAAGCUGAGUGUUAUUUGCUACAGCUUCAGAACACCGACAUUCCAUGGGAGGUGUUCCAGACGGCUUUUUAUAAGAAAUACUUCCCUGAGUCUGCAAGGGAAGCAAAGGAGAUGGAACUAAUGCAGAUGAAGCAAAGUUCCCUAUCUGUGGCAGACUACACCAACAAGUUUGAGGAGCUCUGUAGGUUUUCUAGAGCUAGAGUAGUGGAAGAGUACGCCAAGACCGUGGCGGCAUCCAAGGACAAUCAUGGAGGGAGCUCUAGUCGGGGGCGUGACAAGUACUUUCAUCCGAGAGGACAAAGCUUCAAGAGAGGAGGAUAUGCGCCUCAAGGCCAAGGGGGCUUUAGAAAGAACAAUCAGAAACAAUUUCAGUAUGCUAAGGGAAGAGGAAAUCAGAGUAAGAGUUCUUCGGAUUUAGUUUGUGAUUGUUGUGGACGUUUUCACCCUUUUGACUCAUGCAAGAUUGAUUUAGGUGGUUGCUUCAAUUGUGGGUUGUCUGGCCACAUUGCGAGGGAUUGCACUCGUGGGAGGAAUCAGAAUGCGGGCCAGAGUCAGCAUCAAGGUCGAGUCUUUGCUGUGAAUGCCAAGGAUGCUUCCAAGGCGGAUCCGUUGAUGAGAGGUAUAUGUCUAAUUGGUGACAAGUCCUUAGUUGCGUUAUAUGAUACUGAAGCUUCGUAUUCGUUUAUUUCAUUUGCUAAAGUUGAGGAAUUAAGCUUGAAAGUGUUAGAGUUACCUUUUGAUCUGCAUGUACAUACUCCGCAUCAAACAGUUAUGACUAGCUCAGGUUGUAGACAAAAUCGGGUUUUGUUGGAUUGCUUUGAACGGACUAUUCGGUUUAUACUGGAAGGAGAAAAUGGAGCAGUGGUAGCUACGGGGUAUUACCUGAACUCUGUAAUUGUGCAUGGUAGUAGGGAGGAGUGUCAGGGUUAUAUUCUGUUGGUUGCUAAUGCGUUGGGUGAUGCCCAGAACUUAGAUCGGAUACCGGUGGUUAGAGAUUUUCCAGAAGUGUUCCCGGAAGAUAUCCCUGAGUUCCCACCUCAAAGGAAAAUUGAAUUUGUGAUUGAAUUGGUGCCGGAGCCAGACCAUUGUUGA
Arachis stenosperma is the source of this 1272-nucleotide messenger RNA. RefSeq lists its product as uncharacterized. Bases 1 to 1272 code for a protein of 423 amino acids. The transcript is spliced from 4 exons. NCBI's taxonomy places the organism in Eukaryota, Viridiplantae, Streptophyta, Magnoliopsida, Fabales, Fabaceae. The record is from RefSeq and is a predicted model, not a curated record. Gene Ontology annotation, molecular function: zinc ion binding; nucleic acid binding.